AUGUCAGAUACUGAAACCGGAUUACCAGUGAACUGGGCCAUUCGUGUAUCCCGUACGCAUAAUAAAGAAUAUUAUUUAAAUCAAGCAACUAAAGAAUCAUCUUGGGAACCACCUUUUGGAACCGAUAACGACAAAUUACUGAAAUACAUAGCUAAGUUCAAAGCCAACGGAAAUAAGCCAGUUAUUCCUGAGGAUGGUAAGAUUCGUGCAUCGCAUCUUUUAGUGAAGAGUAAUCAAUCGAGAAGACCAAAAUCAUGGAAAUAUCCAGAUGGAAUAACCAGAACCAGAGACGAAGCUAUCGUAUUAAUGAAGCAAUACCAGCAAAAAAUAUUGAGCGGAGAAAUCAAAUUAGAAGAUUUGGUUUCCACUGAAAGUGACUGCUCUUCUCAUGCUCAGGGUGGUGACUUAGGAUUUUUUGGUAAGGGUCAAAUGCAGCCUCCCUUUGAAGAAGCUGCGUUCGGAUUAAAUGUUGGUGAGAUCAGUGACCUUGUUGAAAGUGAUAGUGGAAUUCAUUUGAUACAAAGAACUGCUUGA
Debaryomyces fabryi is the source of this 534-nucleotide messenger RNA. RefSeq names its product peptidylprolyl isomerase (gene ESS1). Gene Ontology annotation, molecular function: protein binding; peptidyl-prolyl cis-trans isomerase activity. The record is from RefSeq and is a predicted model, not a curated record. The coding region runs from base 1 to 534 and encodes 177 amino acids. Gene Ontology annotation, cellular component: nucleus; cytosol. Lineage: Eukaryota; Fungi; Ascomycota; Pichiomycetes; Serinales; Debaryomycetaceae. The transcript has a single exon.